AUGUGGAAGUUCCUUCUCUGCUCAGCACUGUUUACUGCCCUGACCAGCGCACUCAUCAUUCCUUCGAAUAUCAUGUUGCAACUUCACGAGGAUCCUAACUUUCACUACGAAGCCAUACGAGCCAUCGGCACGGCUCGCUACAAUGGCGCUGAUAUCUCAGAAUGGAGCAACCUGGCAGAACGAGUCCUUUCCACUAUUGACGAGUCGAAGCUCGAGACUUACUCACCGAUCACUUUGCGAGACAUCUACUUUCGCGCAAGCCACGACUUCUUCAUCGCCGACUUCUUUCUCCAUGGCAAUCCGGCCGACCCACGCAUGGCCGAGAUGUUCCAGAAUCAUGGCUUCGAGAUUCCUUUGAUCAUCUACCGAGCGGCCGAGGCAUCGAAGUCGGUCCCCAGGCCUACCCUGAUCAUCGGCGGUGGAUUUGACCGUAACAUGGAGGAGACUCUGCAUGACUUUGGAUUCGCGGCGCUCGAAAGAGAAUACAAUGUAAUCCUGUAUGAGGGUCCAGGCAUGCCACGGCUACUCCACCAACAGAAGAAAGGCUUUAUCCACGAUUGGGAGAAGGUGGUGAGUCCUAUCAUGGACUACAUCGAGACAAACAAGAACGGCAGCUUGUCGUUCGUGGACUCUUCCAAGAUCGGGCUGAUCGGGAUGAGUCUAGGCGGCUAUCUGGCCGCACGAGCCGCUGCGUUUGAGCCUCGUCUUGCAGCGGUGAUAUGCCUCGACGGCGUUUUUGCAUUCAUGCCGGCACUCGAAUCUGCGAUGCCAGAGAGACUGGCCUGCCCAACUCGUCCACUGGCCGACGAUGGUACUUAUUCGCUCCAGACGAAGACGGUUGUCGAGUUCUUUUCCAGGAUUCCAGCCUGGGAUUUGACCGGCGUUGCGGGUAACAUACAGAUGCCAGCUUUGAUCGGCCUUGCUGAAGAUGAUUUGUUCUUCAAAGGACAGCCGGAAAAGGUGGCGGAAGCGAUUGGAUUCAGGGCGACGUUGGUGUAUUUUGGACCUGAUCAGGCGGCCCAUUUACACGUUGCGAGUGGUGCUUUGAGGUAUCAAAACCAGGCCAUCUUCGAGUGGUUCGCCGGAGUGCUUGAUUGA
Zymoseptoria tritici IPO323 is the source of this 1098-nucleotide messenger RNA. RefSeq lists its product as uncharacterized. The coding region runs from base 1 to 1098 and encodes 365 amino acids. Lineage: Eukaryota; Fungi; Ascomycota; Dothideomycetes; Mycosphaerellales; Mycosphaerellaceae. The transcript has 4 exons. The record is from RefSeq and is a predicted model, not a curated record.